UGUGUGUUACAGGAGGGGCGGUGGGCAGCACUCGCCUUUCCCACCGCCAGUGCACAGGUGCAGCAGGGGGGCCGCAGGCCAUCCAGAGACUGUAUUUCAUAAGGGUUACUCGUUGCUAGACAGCCACUUCGCAUGAAGCGUUCCCAGUUCCCCUGGCACUUCCUUUCUGGUAGCAAAAUCAUUUCUGCUUUUGCUUGUGUAAAGUUGAACCCUCCUUCAGAGACGAUAUUUGUAUCUCGUCUGUACUCCCUUUGGGAGAGUGGACCCAAAGCCAUGAGUUACUACAGGAAUCCAUCAGGAAAGGGCAAAACUCAGUGGCUUUUCCUGGCACAGGCUCUCUUGUGUAGCCCCAACCCAAAAUAUCCCCAGUGAGGGGUAAGGUGCUGGGAGCCAGAGCCUGGUCCCCACCCUCCUCUCGCCCUCAGCACUACAGCUGGGGGAUUUUGGGGAAUGUUUGAUCAGCAAAUACCCUAGGUACUGUAAUAAAAUGUGAAGGACCCUUAUAAUCUUAGCAUUACUGAGGCUGGAAGGGAUAAAUCCUUUGGAGGUAAUUUGGUCCAUUCCUCUGCUUAAAGCCAGCCUAAAUUAAAUUUUAGAUCAGAUUGCUCAGGGCCUUGUAAAGCUUUUUAGAAGAUGUGCACAAAGAUACACAGCUACUUCUGGAACACCACGGCCAGUUUAUUCGCUCCGACACACCUUACUCUCCAUUUGUGUUGUGAAAUCAGGUUGCAGCAUGUGGCCAGCGUAGCACAAGGGAUUCAUGCAGCUACUGUUUUUGUUGAACCGAAAUUAAUUCAAAAAUGGAUUUCUACUUGCUGAAGCACUCUCUUUCUUUUUUUCUUUAAUUCUGUGGAAUUUUAACUCCAUUACAAAGAAAUAGCGUUCUCCCUCUUUUGUAUUGGUGGGAGCUAAAUGCAAAUACCUUCACUUUUCCUUUCUAAGUAAGUAAUGUUUUGAUGAUUGUUCCCUACAUUUAUUUUAAAACUGUUACUAGAACUAGUAACACCUAGUAGCAUGUAAAGCCUCAUUUCAUUAAACUGAGAUGAAAACGUAGGCUUCAGAUCAUUGCUUUAUGUAAGGCAGGCAGCUGGAACCAACGCGUUACUAAGUGGCUGGUCUUCCCAUUGCUGCUGUUUCGUGACUGAGGUUUCACAAGGUGCCAAUUGCCCCAUGCAUAAUGAUGCGGCUGAACAAUAUAUUGUGCCAUAUAAAGGCUGACAAAAGUGAGGUUUUUUGUUCCUCAUUCCUUUGGUAUUUCAGAAUUUCAUGUUAUUUCUCAAUCUUUAUAAAUUAUUCAGAUGAAAAGUAGGGCAUGACUGACAAUGUGUUAAUUCUGGUGACUAAACUGGAGGUGGUAGGAGUCUAGCUAAAAAGCGGUAGAAGAAAAGAGGCAAUUUUGAUAAAUUAUCUUAACUAUUCUCUUUAGCAUCAUGUCUGAUGAAAUGGGAGUUGAACUUUGUAAAGUAUUUGUUGCUUUUCUAGCUAUAGAGCAUACCAACAUUUCCCAAAUCCUAGAUUGCACAGUGGCGUUUAUGUGUGGUUAUAGGGAGAAAAAUGAUUCUGGGCUACUGUAAAGCCUUUCUUUUAAACAAAUUGUAGGAUUUGGAUAUGGCCAUAUGAUACUCUCUCUUUACUAAAGGGUUCAGCUGUAAUUCUCAGUAUUUCACUGAAGUUCAGGUAGCUGGAACACCUCACAGUAUAAACUGAUCUUUUGCUAGUUUAAAUAACGUUUUUGUUGUUAAUCUUUAACUUGUGCUAUCCCUACAAACAUAUUUAAACAUUGUCUAUAUUUUAAUAUGGUCAUAUAUUAAACUUGUCACUCUAUAUUAGCAACUGUGAGAAGGAGGUUUAUGUAGUUUGAAUGUGUUUCAGAUUUUUAAAUUAGAUGCAUAAUUCUAAAUUAUUUCCUAUUACUUUUUUUUUUAACUUGUAUUCAUAUGGGGGCCAGAAUCUAAUUAAAGUACGUAAAACGGGGUGGUGUUUUUGAUAGUAAAGUUCAUAAAGUUGAAGGAAAAAUACAUUAAAAAAGGAACCCUUGGAGACCAAUUUAUUAAAGAAAGAGGAUGUUGCGUAGGAGCUGGGAAGUGGGCUAGAUGCCAUUUCAGCCCCGAACAAGUAACCGUCCACCCGUGACAUCUGCUUUUACUCUGGGAGUGAAAAGUAGGAAGGAACAGCUUUCAGUUUCGAUUUCAGUCCCAGCUUUGCAUGGCCAUCUUCACUGAACUGAACUAGUUGGAAGAACCGUAACAGACAAAAUGUAUUACUAGUUUAACUUGAACUGCAUUCUUUUUAAAGAAUAACUAGGUUUAUUGCUUAUUUUAAAGCUUUUGAUAAAAAGGAGCUCCUAUGCCAUUCUUUUUUGUACUUCCACUUACGUCUCUCUGGCUAUUUUGGAGCUCUGUCUUUAAUAGAAGUUGCUGCCGUUGUCUUGCUUCUCUAGUUACCCCAGAGACUGAAAGGGGUAUCUCUCAAGGUUGAUGCUGGCAUCAGUAAAUGUUCUUUCUGCUUUUUUUUUUUUUUUUUUUUUAACUCCUUUUGGCAAUCCUGGAGGAAUAGAAAGGAAAAGACAAGCAGUUGGCCCUUUCACUCAUGAUACUCUGCUGUGGAAGCCCACUCGCCUGUGCAGGCCCACCCUUUAUUACUGUGUGGAGACAAAAAUUGGAUACAUGAUAUUUAGUAGUACCGCUUCAGAAGCGGAAUAGCAUAAAGAACCCGUGGCAUGGCAUCAUGGCUGCUCCAGGGUUUACCCAAGCAGGUUUUGUAGUCAACAUCAAUACGCUAAGCCAGUUGCUCUGAAAUUACUGCAGUAAUGUGUUCACAUGAAUUGCAUGAUGUUUCUGAAUGGCUGCCCAAUGGAGUCCUGCACUGCAGUGAAAUAACUGCACAUCUCGAUGCUUUCCUCUGAGCUGAGGAGGAUUUAGGAUGCUCAAAGAAUGAAUGCAGGCAUAGAUAAUUCAGAUUUAUGUUGUGGCGGAGACAUAGCCUAGAAGGAAGCUGAGAUAUUUAAAGUUAUUUUAACUUGUAUUUGUAAUUUGGCUUUCCCAUACAGUUUAGACAGGUAAGUAUCUUUUAUCAGUAAUAAAUAGAGAACUCUGAAUAACUCUUGUGUGAAAUUAUAUAUUAAAACCCCAUGAAAUAAAAAUGUUGUUUUGCAGAACAAUUGUAAACAGAUCCACGGCAAUGCAAGGUGAGUAAAAUAUUGACAAAAUGUCAUCUUUUGUUAAUAUCCUUCCAAGGUGUUCAAGCAAUAUUAGCUUAGCUAUUCAUUUACCUUCUAAUUUUAUUAAAUAUACAUGAAUGCUUUAAAUUGAAAUUUACACUGUAAAAUUGAAUCAUUUAUGGAACAUACAGCUUACGUUUUCAGAUCUUGAUUUCUUAUGUUAAAUAAAAUAAAUAAUUUUGAAAUCUAAGUUAUUUCUGCUUACAAACUGAACUUGGUAAAUGUUUUUAAAUCCAUAACCCUCUGAGUUUGCUGGUGAGGCAUUAGUAUAGCCCUAACUUGAAGAAAUUGGGAGAAAAUGUUUUUUUCUAAUGGAAAAUGGCUCAUUACCAGCCUGUUCUGUACAGGGGGGGCAGCCUUGUCAGUUCCCUGGCAAUACUUUGAAUUAAAGCCUCCUUCUAAAUAUAAAUGAACAAAGGCACCUCUGGUCCAGACAGACCAGUGAACUGACCCUGCUUGAGCAGGGGUGGCACUAGGUGAUCUCAAGAGGUCCCUUCCGAGCUAAAUGAUUCUGUGACAUCUUCAUGACAUCAUGUGCAAUACCGGCCUUUUUUCUGCCCUUUAAGGAUCAGAACUCCUUUAAGUUACUCUGAUGUUUAAUGUAUGUAUUGUGCAUAAAUAUGAGCUCGUUGAACAGUUUUUGCUAUACAGAAAACAGCUGCUUAAUUUUGUUAUGUGUCUACUCUGAAAAAGGAGGCAAUGUUGGGGAUCUUUCACCCUAGGGUAGGAGGGACCGAGCAAUAUUCAAACAGAGUGUAUAUUCUAUUCUUCCAGCACAUAACCCUGCACCAGCACUUGGAUUUUCAAACGCUAACUAUGCGCCAGGAAAUCCAGUUCCCUAUGGGUACCCUCAGCAGGCACCUGGGGCUUACCAAGGUAGGUUGCUUGGCUACGCGCCUGCUAUACCGUUUGGAAAUAAGCACAAGAAAUAGGAGGUUUCACAAGGGUGGCCAUCUCUCAUUUACUUUUCUGCUGUUAAUUCUGUAGAGUUUCUGUUAAUUUUUCUCUUGCUGAAAAGUCAUCUUAGGUGCUGAGCAGUACCAGCAGUGGUGGGAGUUAAACACGUCGGCUGUUCCUCAGUGGUCACUGUGGGGAGUUUGUUAGGAAGGUGUUAUUGAUGCAAAGCGAUUAAUGUGUGGUAGCUUCUUGCUGGUGAUCAGAUUUCUUAAUUAACAUGUUAUUUCAGUAUUUCUCUUUAUUUUUCUCUAGAAAUCCAGAACUGAAGAAAAAAUUGUUUUCCUCUUGCAGUUCUGUUGGUCCAUGUAUUCUCUGCCUGUUUCCUACUCUGUUGCUGUACUUCGCAACCUUAUGGUUUCACUUGUUUGCUUUUCUCCUCUUCUAUGUCAUUUUCUGCUCUGUGUUCAAAAUACAGCACUCCUAAAUAGCUUCUCAUGUUCUGGCAACUAAUUUCUUUCUGAAGAACCAAAUCACAAUCAGGCUCAAAGAGUAAGUUGCAUAAAGUGCAUUGCGGCAAGGCAAUCUGAGGUCUGUGAGUAUGGUUCGCUUCAGCACGGAAUGAGCACGUGCUGCCUGUGCGAUGAAGGUCAGGGGAGCAUUUUUUGUUUUGAAUAAUUGUAUGUGCGCACACUUACACACCAUAGCAGCAGACAGGCAGUUUGUGUGCAAAGCCUGUGCUCAGAUAUAAAAGAGAUUUUGUAUUCUGUAAGGGUGGAUCCUUGUCUAGAAUAAGUGAUCCUGCCACCUAUGGCUUUUAAGCCACAGCUGUUUACAUCGCCUGAGGUGCCGUCCUGCUUAUGGCCACAGCGUGAACUCUCACAUGUGACAGUCCAUGUAUUCUAAUGUAGUGUGAAACACUGGUGCUGAACUGAUUUGGGCUAAAGAUAAGUCUACAAGUCGGUAUCUCAAACUGCUUGUCUUCGUACAGAUCUACAAAAAUACUCUUUGUGGCUUCUGUGUUGUGCUUGCUUCUGAGUAAAAUAUAAAAUUCCUCUGCAUCAGAUUGAAAGCCUAUCUGCCUACCAGGAAAGUAUUAAAUGAGGGAAAAAAAUACAGUUCUUGUUCUGUAACUUUUAAUAGCAACUUCAGCCGCUUCAGCUACAAGGUGAUAAAGCAUCUCUCUAGCAAAGACGGUGUUGCUGCGGGACCGUACUCGGGCAAGGCCGGGCUCUACGCACAAAACCCUGGGGACGGGAUGGGUUGUGAGCACUACGGCAGCGCUGCGUGUGCCAUCUGGUGGGGUGCUGAGCAUUUAGACCCUGAAAGCGCUUCAUGAGAGCUUGUGUUUCCUAUUGAGUGCGAACUGGCGAAGGCUUACUUGGCAUUCACAAAACAUGGACUAUUUCGUCCUUCACUACGCACCUCCUCCACGAAGGAGUUGUGGAUUUCCUGAGUUUUGACAGAGAAUCUAUUAAACAAAUGGGAAAGUGCAGUUUUUAGAUCACAGUCAUCUGGUUUGAAAACUGCAGAUGAACUUUGCUAAAAGGACAUUUCCUAUCAUUGUCUAAGUUUCACAACGGCAUGUCUCCUACUGCACCAGGUGGCGCAGGCGCGGGGAGGUAUGGCUUCCAGGUACAGGCCAUGGGAGUCCCAGCUGGAGUUGCUGUUCCACCCAUCCAGAACCAGCCGGUCGUGAAGGAGGAGACAAUCUGGAUGCCUGUCCCUCCCUCUCUUCCCAGCUGCCCUUCUGGACUGGAAUACCUCACACAGAUUGACCAGAUAUUAAUUCAUCAGCAAAUUGAACUUCUUGAGAUUUUGACUGGCUUUGAAACAAACAACAAAUAUGAAAUCAAGAAUACACUGGGGCAAAGGGUGUACUUUGCAGCAGAGGACACUGACUGCUGUACCAGGAAUUGCUGUGGGCCAUCACGGCCCUUCACCCUCCGGAUUAUAGACAACUUGGGCCAUGAGGUGAUAACCCUGCAGAGACCCCUCCGGUGUUCUUCGUGCUGCUUUCCCUGCUGCUUACAGGAGCUGGAAGUUCAGGCGCCUCCAGGAACACCAGUUGGUUACGUUGUCCAGAACUGGCACGCCUGCCUGCCAAAGUUUACCAUUCAAGAUGAGAGAAGAAUGGAUAUACUGAGAAUUAUUGGCCCAUGUGUUGUCUGCAGCUGUUGCGAGGACAUUAAUUUUGAGGUGAAGUCUGUGGAUGAGACUUGUACUGUUGGGAGGAUUUCUAAGCAGUGGACUGGGUUUUUGAAAGAAGCCUUUACAGAUGCAGAUAACUUUGGAAUCACAUUCCCAAUGGACCUUGAUGUAAAAAUGAAAGCUGUCAUGAUCGGUGCUUGCUUCCUUAUCGACUUCAUGUUUUUUGAGCAUUCUGGUGAUAACCAACAGCGAACAGGAGUUUGGCAAUGAAAUCUGUAACUUUUAUAUAAAAGGAAGAAGAACAUAAACCUCCCAGCUUUCCAGUAGAUUGCAGAGCUCCAGUAAGAAUGCAAGCAUUGUAUGUCUUGUGCUUGUAGCUGUAUUUCUGUAAACUAAAAGCUUUAUGGUCUUUUUUUGGUAAUCUGAUGAAAUAAUUUGUAGUAUUCAAAUAAGAACCCUUUGUCUGUACAGAUUAAUCCUGUAAUAUAUAGAAAUAUAGAGCAACCCUUUUUUCCCAAGAAAUUUGGAAUUGUAAAAUAACUUCUUAUAGUUACUUUAAUUCCUAGAAAAGAGGACCGCUUCUAUAUUCGGUAUUAACAUAAGCAAGUGAGCGUAAUAAAGAUGUCCUGUGUAUCAUUUGGUAGUUUUGCCUUGGUGUUCACAUUCUGUUGUUUCCAACUUCUUACCAAGUAUAUACAUUCAAAACAAAGUAAUCUAAGUGAACAGAACUAUCAGAAGUCAACGUAAAAUUGUAUUAAUCUUGUGAUAAAUCUGCUGUCAAAUAUGACUUCUUUAGUGUAACUUAGUUUCAUAAUGUGGGUUGUUUUGAAACUUAAGGCUUUGAUUUUCACCAGCAGAAGUUUAGAGGAGACAGGAAACAUAAACGCCUGUGGUUGCUUCUGUUUAGUAAUCCUUUAGUAAUUGCUGUGUGCAUGAGCGUGUUUUUUCCCAAGGCAAGGAAAAAGUAGUUUGUUACUUUUCAGUUUCUCCAGUCCUCUUUCCUCUUCAUUUAGUCCAUGGUUUUCACAGACUGUAAGUCUGUCUGGAGGUGUGAGGGCACAGGAAUAAUAAACAGAACAAUUCCACUUCAAAA
Molecule: messenger RNA, 7358 nt
Organism: Egretta garzetta (little egret)
Lineage: Eukaryota; Metazoa; Chordata; Aves; Pelecaniformes; Ardeidae
Product: phospholipid scramblase 1
Exons: 7
Coding region: 5699-6535 (278 amino acids)
Biological process (GO): plasma membrane phospholipid scrambling
Cellular component (GO): plasma membrane
Molecular function (GO): phospholipid scramblase activity
Source: RefSeq, a predicted model, not a curated record